Molecule: messenger RNA, 4329 nt
Organism: Ylistrum balloti
Lineage: Eukaryota; Metazoa; Mollusca; Bivalvia; Pectinida; Pectinidae
Product: AP2-associated protein kinase 1-like
Exons: 17
Coding region: 1-4251 (1416 amino acids)
Biological process (GO): protein phosphorylation
Molecular function (GO): ATP binding; protein kinase activity
Source: RefSeq, a predicted model, not a curated record
AUGAAGAAAUUAUUCUCGAAGAUUGACACAGGUCAACAGAAUCCACAUAUUGGAAAAGUGUUAAAUGUUGGAAGAUUUAGCUGCACAGUCGAAGAUGUCAUCGCUGAAGGUGGAUUUGCUAUUGUGUUCUUGGUGAAGGCUCAGAAUGGUAACCAUUAUGCUCUGAAACGUCUGUUUGUGAACAACGAUCAGGAUCUGACAGUGUGUAGAAGAGAGAUUCACAUAGCGAAAACAUUAUCAGGACAUAAGAAUAUCAUCAAAUAUGUUGACUCCAGUAUAACAGUAACAACCAACCGUGUAUACGAGGUGAUGAUAUUAAUGCAGUAUUGUAGAGGUCAUGUGAUACAACUAAUGAAUGAACGAUUGAAUGUGGGAUUUUCGGAGAAGGAAGUACUGCGGAUAUUCUGUGAUGUAUGUGAAGCAGUAGCAAGACUACACCAUUGUCAAACGCCCAUAAUACACAGGGAUUUAAAGGUUGAAAAUAUACUUAUAUCGGACAGCACUCAUUAUGUAUUAUGUGACUUUGGAAGUGCUACAGCUAAAGUUCUUGAUCCGAGUCAGCAAAAUGUUUCACAAGUAGAAGAGGAGAUUCAGAAAUAUACGACUUUGUCUUACCGGUCCCCGGAGAUGGUAGAUCUCUACAAUGGAAAGCCAAUCACUACCAAGGCAGAUAUAUGGGCAUUAGGUUGUAUGUUGUACAAGUUGUGUUUCUUCAUCUUACCGUUUGGUGAAAGCACACUGGCUAUACAGAGCGGUACCUUUACUAUACCUGAUAACUCCAGAUACUCUAACGGGAUUCACGCAUUAAUAGCCUACAUGUUAGAGGUAGACCCUGUGAAGAGACCAGAUAUUUACCAAGUGUCAUAUGUAGCGUUUAAACUAGUAGGACGUGAUUGUCCUGUAGCCAAUAUGUUUAGUUGUAAAACUCCUGAAAUUGCCAAGCUUACCUUGCCUAUGACAGAGUCAGAGGCAAGACAGGUGAAAACUGCCACGUACAAAACUGUGUCAUCAUCAGCUAUAGAGAGUACCACAGUCACCCCGCGAUCUCGGCCAAAGGGACAAGCUAUUCCACAAGGGGUCACUUUGGGACUACCCUUACAGACCUCGGUCGCCCCACGAAAACGACCAACCCCUACACAAACACCUAAUACAGAUAUAUCACAAGCUAGUUCCAGUCACUUGCCUCAAGCAACACAACCUCAAAAUUCCAGUAGAUCUAGUCAGCAGCAACAACAACAACAACAACAACAGGUCUAUGGUGCGAGUGGUCCAACCCAGGAUCACUACAGCCAGGCCCCAAACCAGUAUAACUCAGGGAUGAAAGCUUCACAUCAGUAUCCUCAAAACCAGCAACAAUACAUUGCUCAGCAAAAGGCUAUCCAGCAACAAAUGUACUCCCAACAGAUGUAUAAACAACAACAACAACAACAACAACAACUUUAUAUGCAGCAACAACAAAUGCAACAACAACAACAACAACAGCAGCAGCAACAACAACAGUAUAUGCAAAGCCGUCAGUAUCAACAGAAUCUACAACAACAACAGCAGCACCACCACCAUCAACAGCAGCACCACCAUCAACAGCAACAACACCACCAUCAACAGCAACAACACCACCAUCAACAGCAACAACGGAUAAACAUGGCUCAGCAAAGAGCGAUGACUCAUUCCUACCAGGACGGACAGUCUGUGCCGUCUGCCACCAUGCAGAGUAGCCAAAGUAGUGAGGCACUGUUUUCUAGCUUCCCUGACAACUUUAAUCGUGGUGGUACAAACACUGUGGAUGAUCGUGUAUAUAACUCUAGUGUCGGACAGAACAAUAUGUCAGAACGCCAUUCUACCGAAGAAAAUUUUAAAAUCCCCAGCACUUCUCAUUCUCGACAGAAAGGCAGUGUGGGCAAAAAUUCCGAUGCUCAACCACUGAUAUCUAUAACACCACCUCUGUCACCGAAAGUUGUCAAGAGUCACCGUAGAAAUGUCAGUGAUACAUCCUACGUUACCAUGGGAGGAAAGGGAAGUGCCUUCAGGUUGGUCAAGGGAAGAAACUACCAAGGGAACAUGUUGUCAGCACCUUUACAAGGGAAGUCAAAGUCAGCCACCACAUCACCUGUACAUUCCUCACCAAGAUCACCAACACUUACACGAGCUGUAUCAGCUGAUAUAUCAGACUGGAAUCCUUUUGAUGAUAACUUUGGUGUAGAUACAGAAGAGGAAAUAUUUGGCAAGGAAUUUGACAAACUGAGGCGUGGCUCAAAUAGUAGUAUAUCUAAUGUUAAGAGCAGAGAAGACCUGGUCAUGUCCGGCUCAGAUUCAUCAGAUCCUUUUACUAGUGCACCAUUCAAAAAACCAGGUAGAACAGGGCCAGGCAGUUCCCACCACCGGAGCACUUCCAGCACAUCCAACUCCAGCUAUGGAGAAGAAGAAAAUGAUGAAAAAUCCAAUGGCAAACAGGAACGGAAGGAAUCCAGGGAUGUUGCUAACCAAGAGACAGAGUCCCAUGACUUCUUCGGGGCCUCCCUGGUAAAGGCUGCAUUAAACAGGGCUUCAAGGUACCAACAGCUGGUCGAUACUGAUGAGGAGAGGGAGGUGCGCAAAAUUCCAAAACCUGUUGAGACCCAGGUUAAAACUUCUAAAGAACAGGCAGAGUCCAGUUCCUCAUAUGCAGAAGAUGAUCAUCUGGACGUACAUGUAAACAAAAACGCUAUAGACUUCAGUUACAAGGAGUUAGAAGAUGAGUAUGGUAGUCGACCUGUUCCUGCCACCACUGUAAACAAACCACGAGAAGGACACCAGGGAGCACCACAGGAAUUUAACAAUCGGCGGUCCGUAGGGCGUGAAGUACCAACAGGUACAGAUCAGAGAAAUGCAAAUUUAUCAGACAGGAUUGUGGGUCAUGAGUAUGGUGUACGACCACUUUUAGAUGAUGACGAAUUGGAAGAUGCUUAUGGAAUGCAACAUCACCAUGGCAACUCAGAGACAGGGUAUUCACAUGAUCAUGAUGACAGUACACCCAGCAGUAACAGUACCGUGUCCCCAAACAUGCUAGGUAGUCCUUCUUUGUCCCCAUCUAUGGAGAGGGGAACAUCAGAUCCAUUUGCAUCUGCACCAUUUAGGAAGAAGCAGACACGAAAAAAGCGUCCAUCAAGUGCUGUGAUGCCAAAUAAACCAACAGGAAACUCAGAUAUAUUUGCAAAGGCUCCAUUCAAACCAAAGUUUAUGACAAAGUCUAAGACUCACCAAUCUAUUGGGAGCCCACUCUUACAGGGAGAUAUUGACAAACCUGAGGAGGGUCAAGGAGGAGAGUCAAGCAAUGGUGAUAUAUUUGGCAAAGCCCCCUUUAGAGUAGCUCUAGUAAAUAAACCAAAACAAUCGAUGCAAGAGUUGUCUCCCCCUUGUGAGCCUGUCUCCUCUGAACAGACCAAACAAUCUGUGAUAGUUUCAACUCCCUCCUUUAUGCCACCCAACCCCAGACAGUUCUACUCCAUGUCUGUCACCACCUCCCACUCGGCCAGUGUACAAGCUCCUUUAAAAGAACCAUCUAAGGAAGAGUUCUCCACUCCAGAUCCCUUUGGGGCCGUUCCAUUUGGUCAUGUGAGGAUGAAUAAAAAGGCUGAUGGUGUUCAAACGAGUACUGUGAAAAAGUCUCAGUCAUUUGGUUAUCAGCCACGUAAUGUUGUACAGACACAGGAUGUCAGGCAGACGUCUGGUGUGAGUGAUGUUGGCUACCAAACCCUCAGUAAUGAGGAAACUAAAUUUCCAGAUUCUAUGUCUUCAGGACACCAACAUGCUGAGGACUUUCUACUAAGCAGGGACAGUGAGGAGGAGGAGGAGGAGGAAGAAGAUAAUGAUGAAGAAAACCUCAGUUCCAGUUUCCAGCAUUCCAGGGGGCGCACCAAGCCUGUGCAACGAAGCCCACGUGACACUGUUUCUUCAUCAGGGUUUGCCAAUAUGAGUUUUAAUGAUGAUGAUGAAGGAGGGGACCCUGAUGGAGGUCAUGCUCAGGGAUUCAUGGGUAAAGACCUAAAUAGGAGUAUGGGACAGAGUUUACAUGUGUCAAGCAUUCGCCAUCCAGCAUAUACAAAGGAAUCUAUUUCACAAGUAGCCAAUGCUUCAACCGAGGCAAUGAAGGUCAGCUCUGGAGGCUACGACACCUUCACAUGGCCAAGAAAACAACGCAAGAUUCCAACUAUUGGUAUGGCCACUAAUGAACCAUUUAGUUCCAAAAAGAAAGUAGAUGUGGUGUCAAAGUGAUGAUAAAAUGUAUUUAUCAGCUUGUGAUUUUACUAAUUUUAAAAUCUAUUUGCAAUGUACUGCAAAAAACUUUUUUCC